CGCAAUCCAUAUCCUUUAUUGCAAGUCAGUCAGGUGUUCAGUGUGGCGUUCGGUGCCACUGUGCAUUGCCCUACUGUUCGGGUCCGCGUGACGCGCACGUGCGUGGCCGCGGAAAGCGCGGUCCUGUGUGUUUGGGCUUGAUCGCGCGCCUCCAGGAAGCAGGAGUGUCCGCGAGGAAUGGAAAGCGAAACUUAACUUCUCGCGCCUCAGAGUGUCGCAUGUAGCUGUAGCCUUUUUUUUUUUCUUCUCAUAAAAUCGUUAAGAAACAAUUAGCACUAUACAGCCGAAGACAGGUACAACUAUAAAACUUUCAUUAGGUAAAGCAUCAGUUGCUGAAAUCAGAAUCUGCAACAUUAUUAUGUACAAUUCUUCAACACCACAGCUUUCAUCUUGUGUGCCUUGCUGGUAGUGAUUCAGCUACCCACCCUUCCCCUCACAAUCUGACCCCUGCGAUAUGAGCAGAGGUAGAGGUAUCCCCUCCAAAAAGAAUUAUCGAUUUUCCUCUCCCGGUCAUCAGGGUAAAUGUCAGUAUAGGCCGAGUUCUGACGCAAACCCUUGCAGCCCAUGGGCCCCCCGUCUCCAGAGCAUCCACAUUAAUGCCAACAGAUUUUCUGCAUCUUCUUUUCCUUCCACUGUGAACUCGCAUCCCCAUUCUUUACCACCACUGAGUUCAGCACCUCCUUUCCCCAAUCACCCAUACUGCUACCAAGAUUCAAAUGGAGUAGGAGGUCAAAAUAGUGAAACUUUUCGGCAGAAGCAGAUUCAGUUUUUGUGCGGUCACUCUUCAGAACCUCCAGAUCUGAGAUCAUGUCAUCAAAGUGGGAACCACAGUUCAGGCAGUAGGGCUGAGAUUAGAAGUGGACCUCAACCAACCACCCUCAACCAGCAAGAGUCUGGGCAUCUCAGAAACCAGUAUAACAGCCACAGGCAGAAGCAGUGCUAUAGCAACAACAGAAACAGAGGAAACUGGUGUGCAGGGUAUACUGCUGGUUACAGUGGCCUCCAAAGGCAAGGUGGUCAUAUCCAGCUAGUAAGGCCACAAACCUGUACCCAGAAUCAGAAAAGAUAUCAAAAUUCUACCCUGGAAUGUGGAAGUUCAAUUUUGUUUGAUAGUUUCCAGAAUUUAUCCUUGCAACAGGACAGAGUACCCAGAAACAGUAAUUUGGAGACACUCUCCAAUUGUAGUAGUAUCAGCACCUUUUCUGUUACUCAUUUUGCACCUCAUUGUACAGCUAGUUCAGAAAUACAAGAACUGGUUCUCAAUGCUCUGACUUCUUUAAGCCCAGGGAAAACUCUUCAAGCUAAGGUUUUUGCCAAAAAACAUAAUCUGCCAAGAAAAGUAAUCAAUCAAGCCCUGUACGCACUGCUUCGAUUACAGAAGGUGGAAAAGCAAGGAGGAACUCCACCUCUUUGGACUCUUCCACGAAGUUCAUCAGAGAAAAAGGAAAACAGAUUCACUAGUGAUAAUUGUGCAUCUAUAUCGCAAGAAAAAAUUGAGUUACUUCCAAAAAACAGACAAGAAGUAGUUACAUCUGCUUUUGAAACUGGUGUUGAGAGUGAACAAGAUAACGUGUAUAGUCAGUGCAGUUACAGAGAUUUUGACCUGGAGUCAGACACUUCUUCUGACACAUCUGAUUUUGAUCAGGACCAUCCAAUCACUACUGUUAGGACAAUGAACUUUGUGAGUAUGGGAGAUACUAAAGACCAAAUUCUGCAAUAUCUUUAUGAUUCUCGCAGAGCCAAUGCACUCACGCUGGCUAAGAAACUUGGCUUCAAAACUGCGAAGCAGAUCAACCCUACACUGUAUGUACUGGAGAAGCAGGGUGAACUUAGACGUGACCCCUCUGUUUCACCUCCUUUCUGGGAGCUGUCUGAUCAUAAAAGGGAGAGGAUGGAUAGGCAUAAGAAAGCCACACAGAGUGCUGCUGUAGAGGGGUCAUCUCUAUCACUUGAGUUUUUAGCAGGAGCAGCUCACUUGGAAGGAAUAGCUGGAACAAUGGGGCAUCCAGGGGGUGGCAUCAAAGAUGACCAAACUAUUGCCAACUUUUCAUGUAGUGGACAGCUACAGCCAGGUUUUGAGCCACUUCCUUCUAGCUUGGUUGAAAGUAUGGAAUAUGGACUAGGUAAUGGAAUGUCACAUGGCCCAGCAAGCCAAGUACAAAAACAUGCAGUGGUCAGAUCAGAUGCUGACAAUAACUCAGUGCCCAUGCCAGACCUGGAAACCAUUACCCCUAAUAUCGCAGACUUCCCCACCUCUGCAGCCACGUCAUACUUCACUAACCUCCACCAACCUUCCUUACCCUAUCAGGAAGACAUUAAAAAUGGAGCUAUUUCUCAGUGGGUGUCAGAUGACAUCCCUGAGUUUCUGAAUGCCAUUCAGCCCAGAUCUGAAGGGACAGUAGCAGUGUCCCUUGCUGCAGCACCCCAAAAUUUGGGUUCAAGCCGCCAGCAAAAACUUCAGGAAGUGCGGUCCAAAAAUCCUGUCAGUGGCCUAAUGGAGUUUGCCCAGCACUUGGGACAGAACUGUGAGUUCCUCCUCCUCGAUCAGUCUGGGCCCUCACAUGACCCAAGGUUCAGGAUGCAGGUUGUAUUGGAUGGCCGAAGGUUUCCUGUGGCAGAAGCAUCAAGCAAAAAAUUAGCUAAGAAGGAUGCAGCUGCUGCAACAUUGAAAAUCCUGCUGCAAGAGUUGGAGGGAGGUGUACAGAAAGAGCAGGAGGGUGUGUUACAGGAUAACAGCAAUACAGCUGGAAGGAAUACUGCCAAUGACCCAACAGCUGAUACCACUGGACCUUCUUUCGAAGAUCCCCCACAGGCACUGUCACGCUCCUUGCCAGGAGGAAAGAACCCUGUGUCCCUGCUUAUGGAGCACAGCCAGCGUACUGGGCAUGCCAUAGAAUUCAUCAGCACAGGGCAGGAGGGGCCACCACAUGAUCCACGCUUCAUGUUCAGAGUGAAGGUGGGGGAAGCACUUUUUCCACAGGCUUCAGCUCCCAGUAAAAAAGCAGCUCGUCAGUUGGCUGCAGAGGAGGCUGUGAAGGAGUUACUUGGACAUGGACGACUGCAGCUCCACAAGCCUCAGUCAAGUUUCUGCCCUGUUGGGGAAGAUAACGGGCCUAUCAUGCCUCCUUGUCCCUCCCUACCCCCGCUGACGGCAGCAGAGCUGCAGGCAGCCCAUGAGGCAGGGGUAGGCGAUCUCAUCAACCACCUGAACAAUAACGCAGUGUCAGGGCUUCUCGAGUAUGCUCGAGCACGAGGCUUUGCUGCUGAGAUCCGCCUGGUGGGCCAGUCAGGACCUCCACAUGACCCAAGGUUCACCUACCAGGCAAAAUUGGGUGGCCGUUGGUUCCCACCGGUUUGUGCCAGCAACAAGAAGCAGGGCAAACAGGAGGCAGCUGAUGCGGCCCUCAGGGUGUUGAUUGGGGAGGCAGAGAAAGCAGCCCGCACCGGGGAGCUUACACCAGAGCUCCCAGUGAGUGGCAGCACCCUGCACGACCAGAUCGCCAUGUUGAGCCACCAGCGCUUCAAUGCCCUCACUGCCCGCAUCCAGCACAGCUUGCUGGGUCGCAAGAUUCUUGCCACCAUUAUAAUGAGGAGAGGGGACAACCUUGGCACUGUAGUCAGCAUGGGAACUGGCAAUCGGUGUGUUAAAGGAGAAGAGUUAAGCCUUAAAGGGGACACAGUCAAUGACUGCCAUGCAGAAAUUAUUUCCAGAAGAGGGUUCAUCAGGUUUUUGUACAGUGAGCUGAUGAAGCACAGGUUGGGCUCAGAAGAGAGUAUAUUUGAACCAGCAGAUGACGGCAAGCUCAAAAUAAAGCCUGAGGUCACCUUUCACCUUUAUAUCAGUACUGCCCCUUGUGGAGAUGGUGCUCUAUUUGACAAGUCCUGCAGCGAGGCAGCAGUGCCAACUGACAGUGGACACAUGCCACUUUUUGAAAAUGUCAAGCAAGGAAAGCUGCGCACCAAAGUGGAGAAUGGAGAGGGCACUAUUCCCGUGGAGUCGAGCGCCAUAGUGCCUACAUGGGAUGGCAUCCAGCAUGGUGAGCGACUGCGCACCAUGAGCUGCAGUGACAAGAUCCUUCGCUGGAAUGUGCUGGGCCUGCAAGGAGCGCUACUGAGCCACUUUCUACACCCUGUGUACCUUCGUACUAUUACUUUAGGUUACUUGUACAGCCAUGGACAUUUGACCCGGGCAGUAUGCUGCCGACUGGCCAGGGAUGGUGAUGACUUCACCAAGAAACUUCCUCCCCACUUCACCCUGAACCACCCUGAGGUGGGCCGUGUAAGUGUUUAUGACUCCACGCGGCACACAGGCAAAACCAAGGAGUCCAGUGUAAACUGGAGCCUGGCAGACCACACCACUGUAGAGGUUUUGGAUGGGACUAAAGGCAAAGUGGAUGGACCCAAACUGGAUGUGUCCCGUGUCUCCAAGUCCAACAUGUUCCGCCUCUUUCGAGCCCUGUGCCAGUUGCGGGGCCGUUCUGACCUGUUGGUACUAUCCUCCUAUGCGCACGCAAAGAUGGCCGCAAAGUCUUUCCAGACGGCAAAAGCGCAGUUUUUCCAUGCUCUCAGUGCACAUGGCUAUGGGGCCUGGAUUGGUAAGCCCUUGGAGGAGAAGAGCUUUGAGGCUAGUAACAUCCCUGAGAGUGGUCCUGCUCCCAGCAUAAACAGUAGUACUCACAGUGUGUAGGGCCAGAGAAAGGGUGGGUAUAGAAGAGGAAGGGAUGGGAAAGGACUAAGUUACAAGCAGGAGAGCACAUUGGUCGAGCCCCCCCCAGGGUGAAGCUUUAAUGUCAGUGCCCAUAAGAGCAGAAGUGACAAAUAUCGCCUCAGUAGUAUAAAGUUGAGCGGGAAUUGAACUUAAAGGCAGUCUCUGCCAUAGGGUCAUAAUAAGCACAAGCAAGGAAGGUUACAGAGCAAUGGAUAGUAACUGGAAGGGGGAAAAACGGUGCGGGUAUAGUUCUGAGAAAAUGCUGAUAUACACAAAUGCUCUCUUCUGUCUUACAUCAGUGAGAAAUAAAGUUUUCUUUAAUGUAAAUUACAUUCUUGUAGAUAUCAUUACAGUUUGGAUGCUAUCAGACCUAGCUGUCCUUUUUGCAUUUGUUCAGUUUCAUUAACACGAACAAAAGUAACUACACUUAAGACAGCUGAAACCAUCAGUGACAGUGCUUCAUCAGUUCUUAAUUAUACAGCCUUCUGCCUCUCACAUCUGUUCAGAUUCAAGAUAGUGCUGUAUGUUUAUAUACAUUUUCUUAGCAUUCUUCUCCCUAAGACAUCUCCCAUGUAGCACAAAAAAGAUUAAACUUCUCUAAUACAAAAGAUUCUGUAUUGGUAAACAAUCCCACUAUCUCAGAGCAUAAUAUCAUAUACAACUAUGUGAUCUUAGCAAAAUGAUUUAAGUUUUAUAGGGCUGGGUGGCUGCUUUUUCCAGUAAGAAAAGAGCAGGCUGAACUUGUGUAUUUUUAUAUUCUGUUUUGCUUUCUGAUGCAGGAAGCAGAGUGGCAUACAGAGGCUGGGGAUAUAUGCAUACUGUAUAUACAAAUAUGCACACACACACACACAUACAUAUAUAUGUGUAUAUAUAUAUAUAUGUAUGUAUAGGAAGUUGUGUGUAUAAAUAUAUUUGUAUUAUGUAUAUAUUUCCCACCAGGUAAUUUCUUUAAAUGGG
Molecule: messenger RNA, 5665 nt
Organism: Scleropages formosus (Asian bonytongue)
Lineage: Eukaryota; Metazoa; Chordata; Actinopteri; Osteoglossiformes; Osteoglossidae
Gene: adar
Product: adenosine deaminase RNA specific
Exons: 15
Coding region: 455-4687 (1410 amino acids)
Biological process (GO): adenosine to inosine editing; RNA processing
Cellular component (GO): cytoplasm; nucleolus
Molecular function (GO): adenosine deaminase activity; double-stranded RNA binding; tRNA-specific adenosine deaminase activity
Source: RefSeq, a predicted model, not a curated record